CCCCGGUACUGCCAACGCCUCCAAACGCGGGGACUUGGAUGUGCAGGGAUGCGAGUCUCAGCCAGCACGGAUUGUGCACGUUGUCCUUAUGGGCCGUCAUCGGCCCUGUCAUUCCGUCAUCUCCCUGUGGGCUUUCCAGGACCUUUUGGCCUCUGAGAGGUGGACCCUGGAACAGGGCUGUACCAGCCCUCCGAGCAGAACGUGUUGUUCAUGUCUCCAGGCAGGGUCUCACGGCCGAAGACCCCUCACUCUGCUGAGGGCAGGGCCCACUGCCUCCAGGAUGGCGAGAUGGCUGCCCCGCUCCACUGACCUGACCCGCUUCUGCCAGAAGCUCAACCGGGUGAAGACUCUGGAGGAUGACAUGAUGGAGACAUCCUUUAACAGAUGCCUUUCCACCAUCGACUUGACGCUACUAGGCAUUGGGGGCAUGGUGGGCUCCGGGCUGUAUGUCCUCACAGGCACAGUGGCCAAGGAGAUUGCUGGCCCCGCCGUCAUCAUCUCCUUCAUCAUCGCUGGCUUUGCCUCACUCCUGGCUGCUCUCUGCUAUGCUGAGUUUGGAGCCCGCGUGCCCAAGACAGGCUCUGCCUACAUGUUCACCUAUGUGUCCGUGGGUGAAAUCUGGGCUUUCCUCAUUGGCUGGAAUGUGUUGCUGGAGUACAUGAUCGGGGGCGCUGCGGUAGCCAGGGCCUGGAGUGGCUAUCUGGACUCCAUCUUUAACCACAAGAUCAAGAACUUCACCGAGACCCAUGUGGGUGCCUGGCAGGUGCCGUUCCUGGCCCACUAUCCAGACUUCCUGGCAGCUGCCAUCCUGCUGGUAGCCACUGCCUUCAUCUCCUUUGGGGCCAAAGUGUCCUCCUGGCUCAACCACGUCUUCUCAGCCAUCAGCAUGGGCGUCAUCCUCUUCAUCCUCAUUAUGGGCUUUGUCCUCGCACAACCCAAGAACUGGAGCACCCAGGAGGGUGGCUUUGCCCCAUAUGGGCUGUCGGGCAUCAUGGCUGGCACAGCUACCUGCUUUUACGCCUUUGUGGGCUUUGAUGUCAUUGCAGCCUCCAGCGAAGAGGCCAGGAACCCACAGAGGGCUGUCCCCAGGGCCAUCGCUUUCUCCUUGGGGCUGGCCACCGGCGCCUACAUCCUGGUGUCAGUUGUGCUGACGCUGAUGGUGCCCUGGCACACACUGGACCCUGACUCUGCCCUGGCUGAUGCGUUCUACAGGAGGGGCUACGCCUGGGCAGGGUUUCUGGUGGCUGCUGGCUCCAUCUGUGCAAUGAACACAGUUCUGUUGAGCAAUCUCUUCUCCCUGCCACGCAUCGUCUAUGCCAUGGCCGAGGAUGGGCUCUUCUUUCAGAUCUUCUCCAGAGUCCACCCCCGCACACAGGUGCCCGUCGUCGGCAUCGUGGUCUUCGGGCUGCUUAUGGCCCUGCUGGCCCUAGUCUUUGACCUAGAGGCCCUGGUGCAGUUCCUGUCCAUCGGCACACUGCUGGCCUACACCUUCGUGGCCGCCAGCAUCAUUGUCCUGCGCUUCCAGCAGCAGAAAGGGGAUGUCCCUGCACCAGUGCCCAGCAGCCGGCCCAACCCAGAGCCCCGUGAAGGCCCAUCCGGGGGUGAGCUGAAGGAGUACGAGUCCUUCUCUGACAAGCUGCAGCUGGUGGACGGGGACAAGAGCAAAGAGCAGCGGGAGCCAGGGCAGCUGAAGGCAGCAUUUGAGCCCUACCUGGAGUUCCUCAGCGACUUCUACCCAGGUGAGGUGGUCACGGUGGCCGUGGUGACCCUGAUGGUGUCUGCCAUCUGCCUCUGCUCCAUCUUAGUGUUUGGCAACACCCACCUCCACCUGCCCACCUGGAGCUACUCCUUGCUGCUGGUCCUCUUCAGUCUGGGCUUCCUGCUCAGCCUCCUCCUCAUCUGGGCACACGAGCAGCAGCACAGCACCCAGACCUUCCAGAUUCCCCUGGUACCCCUAUCCCCCGCACUGAGCAUCAUCCUCAACAUCUACCUGAUGCUGAAACUCAGCUACAUGACGUGGCUCCGCUUCGCCAUCUGGCUCCUAUUAGGCCUGCUCGUCUAUUUUGGCUAUGGCAUUUGGCACAGCAAGGAGAACCUGCGGGAACCACGGCCCCAGUGUGUCAGCGCCCGCUACGUGGUGUUCCCUGGUGGCAGCCUGGAGGAGAGGGUGCAGGCAGUCCAGCCCAGCUCCCAGCCUGCCACCGGGCUGCCAGACACCGACACCGAUGACUGCAAGAGAUGACACCCCUGGCAACGGGGGCACCUGGAGAUGGGAGCAUCGGAAUCUCCUUCCGCAGUGAGGCCGGAGACCCAUCCCCCUCCUCCUGGUCCCUCUGACAGCAGAGCCACUGAGGCUGCUCUGGGCGUGGGGCUCCACCUGGAGAGGAUGAGGAUGCUCACCCUUCCCCGCAUGCUUCUGACAGAGUGUGGAAGCGCCUGCUGCCUCCCUCCCCAUCCCCUGCACUCGGGAGCUGGGUCGCAGCCUGGUGCCUGCCCUGCUCAUGAGGAGCCAUGGCCUUGUCACCUCUCCCUGGGCACAUCCUGCACUGUGCAGCACAUCUCCUGUCUGCCAGCACAUCCGUGCAGCCGGGAAUGCAGACGUUCCCCAGGGACCAGGACAGG
Molecule: messenger RNA, 2622 nt
Organism: Sturnus vulgaris (Common starling)
Lineage: Eukaryota; Metazoa; Chordata; Aves; Passeriformes; Sturnidae
Source: RefSeq, a predicted model, not a curated record